AGUCGCCCAGCCCGCCGCUGUACUCCAUCUCCCGGCGGGCCGAGCGCUCGAGGCGGCGGCGCGGCACUUUGUGGAGGCCGCGGCCCCGCGUGGAGGAAGUUCCGGUCUCCGCGGCGCUGGGUCGGCGGCAGAGGCAGAGAGGAUCGGGAGGAGCGGGCCGCGAAGGCCGCGCUGCCUCGGUUUGCUUGUGAAGGUCAGAGUUGCUGGAUCCCAGGGAAGGAGUCGAGUAGGCUCCGAGUGCACGCGCCCGGUCACCUGGUUGGUUUUCUGAACUCUGGAGUGCGCCCUAGGUACUGUGAUAAAUACUUGGUUAGCCAAAAAAGAUUUUCUUACUGGGGCCCUCCUGACAAGGAAAGAGAUGUGGGGGGAUUCUCGACCUGCUAACAGAACAGGACCUUUUCGUGGGAGCCAAGAAGAAAGGUUUGCUCCCGGGUGGAACAGGGAUUAUCCUCCUCCUCCCCUUAAGAGUCAUGCUCAAGAGAGACACUCUGGCAACUUUCCUGGCAGAGAUUCACUCCCCUUUGAUUUCCAGGGGCAUUCGGGGCCUCCCUUUGCGAAUGUAGAGGAGCAUUCUUUCAGCUAUGGAGCUAGAGACGGCCCGCGCGGCGACUAUCGAGCAGGGGAGGGGCUUGGACAUGACUUCAGGGGGGGAGAAUUUUCAUCUUCUGAUUUCCAGAAUAGAGAGCCGCCACACUUGGACUUUAGAGGUAGGAAUUUCCGGGAUAGAGAAGGGCCGCCUGUGGACUACAGGGGUGGAGGCGGUGCUCCUAUGGAUUAUAGAGGCAGGGAGACAGCACACAUGAACUACAGAGACGCCAUGGACUUCAGAGGUAGGGAUGUCCCACCAGCUGACUUCAGGGGUCGGGGCACUUAUGAUUUAGAUUUUAGAGGCCGGGGUGGAUCCCAUGCAGAUUUUAGGGGGAGGGAUUUAUCAGAUUUGGAUUUCAGGUCCAGAGAUCAGUCCCGUUCUAAUUUUAGGCAUAGAGAUAUAUCUGACUUGGACUUCAGGGACCAAGACGGAACACAGGUGAACUUUAGAGGCCCAAGUUCAGGUACUAGUGAUCUGGACUUUAGGGACAGGGAUCUGCCACAUUCAGAUUUCAGAGGGAGACAUCGAUCACGGACUGAUCAGGACUUUAGAGGCAGAGAGAUGGGCCCUUGCAUGGAAUUUAAAGAUAGGGAGAUGCCCUCUGUGGGUCCAAAUAUUCUGGAUUACAUUCAGCCCUCUACACAAGAGAGAGAACAUACUGCUGUGAAUGUGAGCAAGAGAGAAGAAGCCACACUUGACCACACAACAGAAAGGCCUGCAUUUGGCACUCAGAAAGGAGAAUUUGAGCACACAGAAACAAGGGAAGGAGAAGCACCAGGCGUAGCUUUUGAACACAAGUCUCCACCAGACUUUCAGAACAGCCAAAGUCCACUUCAAGAACAAGAUACGUCACAACUUUCUGCAAGUGAACAACCGACUUCAGAAGCUGAUCUGUUUAAAGAAGAAGGUGGCCUGGACUUCCUUGGCCAGCAAGACACUGACUAUAGAAGCAUGGAGUACCGAGAUGUGGACCACAGGCUGCCAGGAAGCCAGAUAUUUGGCUAUGGCCAGAGCAAGACUUUCCCAGAGGGCAGAACACCCCGAGAUGGCCAGCAGGACCUUCAGGAUCAAGAUUAUAGGACAGGUCCAAGCGAGGGGAAACCCAGCAAAGUUGUUCGAUUGUGUGGGGUGCCUGAAAAUACCACAAAAGAAGAGAUUCUUAAUGCCUUUCGGACUCCUGCUGGCAUGCCUGUAAAGGACUUGCAGUUGAAGGAGUGUAACACAGGUUGCGACUAUGGCUAUGUCUGCGUGGAGUUUUCACUCUUGGAAGAUGCCGUCGGAUGCAUGGAGGCCAACCAGGGAACACUAAUGAUCCACGACAAAGAGGUCACCAUUGAAUAUGUACCAAGCCUGGAUUUUUGGUUCUGCAAACGGUGUAAGACCAACACUGAUGUACAGCAGUCUUCAUGUUCACUCUGCAAGUGCCCGAGGGAAGUGACAGAAACCAAGCAAGAAUUAAUAACCUACCCUCAGCCUCAGAAAACAUCUGUACCAGCACCCUCAGACAAACAGCACAGCCAGCCUCCAAGAUCAGCUGAUAAAGGACCCGAACCCAAGAAGCGGGAGGAAGGGAAAGAGUCACGACUGGGACAUCAAAAGAGAGAAGCGGAAAGGUAUCUGCCUCCUCGAAGGGAGGGAUCCGCUUUCCGAAGAGACCGAGAGAAGGAACCGUGGUCUGGGGAGACACACCAAGGUGGAGAAAGCAAAACUAUCAUGUUAAAACGCAUCUAUCGAUCCACUCCACCCGAGGUGAUAGUGGAAGUGCUGGAGCCCUAUGUCCACCUAACUACUGCCAACGUUCGUAUCAUCAAGAACAGGACGGGCCCUAUGGGCCACACCUAUGGCUUUAUUGACCUCGACUCCCAUGCGGAAGCUCUUCGUGUAGUAAAGAUCUUGCAGAACCUUGACCCCCCGUUUAGCAUCGAUGGGAAGAUGGUAGCUGUGAACCUGGCCACUGGGAAGAGACGAAAUGAUUCUGGAGACCAUUCUGAUCACAUGAACUACUACCAGGGUAAGAAGCACUUCCGGGAUAGGAGGGCAAGUGGCAGAAAUUCAGACUGGUCUUCAGAUACAUAUCGACAAGGACAACAGUCAUCCUCUGACUGCUACAUCUAUGAUUCUGCUACUGGCUACUAUUAUGAUCCCUUAGCGGGAACUUACUAUGAUCCCAAUACCCAGCAAGAAGUUUACGUGCCCCAGGAUCCUGAGUCACCUGAGGAAGAAGAAGUUAAGGAAAAGAAACCCACCAGUCAAGUAGGAAAGUCUAGUAGCAAAAAAGAAACAUCUAAAAGAGAUGUCAAGGAGAAAAAAGACAGGGGGGUCACAAAGUUUCAGGAAGCUGCCAGUGAGGGGACGGCGCCCCCAGAGGAUGUCUUUAAGAAGCCCCUGCCUCCCACUGUGAAGAAGGAAGAAAGUCCUCCGCCACCCAAGGUAGUAAACCCACUGAUUGGCCUCCUGGGUGAAUAUGGAGGAGACAGUGACUAUGAGGAAGAGGAGGAGGAGGAGCAGAUUCCUCCUCCACAGCCCCGUACAACACAGCCUCAGCCACGAGAGGAGCUGACCAAGAAGGAGAAUGAAGAGGACAAACUCACUGAUUGGAAUAAACUGGCUUGUCUGCUUUGCAGAAGGCAGUUUCCCAAUAAAGAAGUCCUGACCAAGCACCAGCAGCUCUCAGACCUGCAUAAGCAAAACCUGGAAAUCCAUCGGAAGAUAAAGCAGUCUGAGCAGGAGCUAGCCUACCUGGAGAGGAGAGAACGGGAGGGAAGGUUUAAAGAAAGAGGAAAUGAUCGCAGGGACUCUCCAGAAAGGAAACGAAGUAAAUACUCCAGGGAAGCUGACAGUGAUCAUAAAGCUGUCGAUAAAGAAAGUAUGGACAAUAGCAACAAAGGAGGCGGUGUCCAGCAGGCCGCCGGCUGGAGGAAAGGGACAGGUCUUGGAUGUGGCCAUCCUGGAUUGGCUUCAGCAGAGGAGGCUGAAGGCCUUAUGAAGGGACCCAGUGUGGGAACUCCAGGAAGAACCAGCAAGAGACAGUCCAAUGAGACAUACCGGGAUGCAGUCCGAAGAGUUAUGUUUGCUCGGUAUAAAGAACUUGAUUAGAGGGUGGAGAGCUGUCCUGUAGGUUACGACCUCCUCCUUUCAUUUGUCUCUCUUUUGUUUUGUUACUGUUCUUGCUGCUAGAACUUUUUUAAAUAAACUUUUUUUCAAUGUGA
Molecule: messenger RNA, 3798 nt
Organism: Erinaceus europaeus (western European hedgehog)
Lineage: Eukaryota; Metazoa; Chordata; Mammalia; Eulipotyphla; Erinaceidae
Gene: RBM6
Product: RNA binding motif protein 6
Exons: 22
Coding region: 359-3685 (1108 amino acids)
Biological process (GO): mRNA splicing, via spliceosome
Cellular component (GO): nucleus
Molecular function (GO): RNA binding
Source: RefSeq, a predicted model, not a curated record